Molecule: messenger RNA, 1386 nt
Organism: Fusarium fujikuroi IMI 58289
Lineage: Eukaryota; Fungi; Ascomycota; Sordariomycetes; Hypocreales; Nectriaceae
Exons: 2
Coding region: 1-1386 (461 amino acids)
Source: RefSeq, a predicted model, not a curated record
AUGUCUUUUAACAACCACGCCGCUUACAGUCCGACCGCGAUGUCAUCGUCAACUGGACCUUCUGGCCUGUCAAACAGCCUCCUAUCGACAUCUAUAUCCUCUCUAGCUUCUUCUACAUCCUCACGGCAUCCUUCCCAAAUUUCGAAGACCUAUCGACAGGCCUCUACUUUAUUCCUCACGCGUCGUUUGCCUGAAGCUCUGACGACACUACUCCCAUUGAUUACUCCACCCGAACAUGUUGACGACGGCGAGCCUGCGCCAGUUGCUCGAGCAUCAAGAACGACUCGCAUUAAGGUCUGGAGCCUGUAUCUUACUAUCCUCAAUGGUAUUGUCGAGUUAGAACCCGAGGAGGGCAAGGAUGCGUUUGGAAACCAAGAAUGGAGAGCCUUGUGUACCAAAGUUCGCGAAGGAGAAAUAUGGGAUGAGGUAGUCACAAAUGGCUACCAUGGAGUGGAGGGCGAUGUUGACUCCGACGUAGUCAUUAAUCUCGCGACAAUAUUGUUGGCACAUGCCCGUGACCAGAAGCUUAACCAGCACAAACUCGAGGCUUAUCUGGCCGCCUCCAACACACCAAAUCUUGAUGUCGCCGGGCGGCUCGCUGAAUCAACGAGCUCGCCCAUGUCGAAUCGAUAUCGGUCUCCUGCGAAGGGGGCGAGUGGUGCCAACACGCCUAGAGAUCUAAAUGCUCGUGUCAAAAUCCUGGAGUUAUACACCCUCCAUGUCCUCUUGCGCAACAACGAAUGGGAUUAUGCUCGUGAAUUCAUCAGCGUCAGCUCAGUCCUAGACGAAGAGCGCCGUGAAGCCUUCCUGCAGGCAUUACAAAGCCUCCACGAUGAACAGCAAGAACAGGAAAGACUUGAGAAUGAGGAGCGCCAACGACAAGAGAAUGAGCUGAAGAGAGAAAUUGAGGAGGCGAAGAGACUGCGCGCCGAGAAUGAAGAGAAGGAAAGAAAGCGGAUAGAAGAGGAGCGUCUGAAGCGCGAAGGGAGCGAGGUUGAUUACGGGAUUGACGACACAGCUAGCCAUACCGGGUCAACUCGACCUCGGAAGGCCAGAGCUCCAUCAUCUUCGUCGUCGAGGCAGUCAAGGCCCCGAGGGACGAAUCAAGCAGGACCCAAGGCAAAUGGCAAAGCAGUCUCACAGGCUCCAACUCUUACAUCACGCGCUUCCAUGGUUAUCACACAACUGCGGACUAUUAUCGAACAUUUGGGCUCCUCGCUAAACUCGAACCCGAUGUUCCUAUUGAAAUUUCUGGCAUUUGUUAUGGGUUUGAUUCUCAUGUUGAGUAACACCAACAUUCGGGAGAGAGUGAAGAGAAUGCUUGCGGUCUUUUGGUCUAAGGUCAAGGGCACAGCUGGAAUGGGGGUGAAGGUCAGUUACAUUUAA